Molecule: messenger RNA, 336 nt
Organism: Penicillium riverlandense
Lineage: Eukaryota; Fungi; Ascomycota; Eurotiomycetes; Eurotiales; Aspergillaceae
Exons: 2
Coding region: 1-336 (111 amino acids)
Source: RefSeq, a predicted model, not a curated record
AUGCGUGACUUCGAAGGCAUCCUCCAGCUCUUCCCCGGGCGAGCUCGUGGCGCGUUCGAAAUUGAAGGCAAAUGGUACAUGCUCGCCUGGUCGUACGACCCCUCGCCACCAUCCAUCUCUGACGCGAUAAUCAAAGUGACCCUCAAAUGCCACGGCACGCACGAAUUGAAGGGCACACCCCAAAUGGACGGGUCCAUCAUCAUGGAUGGAUCAGUUGGGCCCCAGAAGCUGCGCAUGUGGGGGACGCCGGAGAUUUUAUUGAAGGAGACUUGCCUCAUCCACUGCCGGAGAAGAUGUCGGUGGUUUGUUUAUGUACAAGAGAAGAUUGCUAGCUAG